AUGAGCAACGCGGCGUGCGAUGAACUUACAGGCAACGCGGCGUGCGAUGAACUUACAGGCAACGCGGCGUGCGAUGAACUUACAGGCAACGCGGCGUGCGAUGAACUUACAGGCAACGCGGCGUGCGAUGAACUUACAGGCAACGCGGCGUGCGAUGAACUUACAGGCAACGCGGCGUGCGAUGAACUUACAGGCAACGCGGCGUGCGAUGAACUUACAGGCAACGCGGCGUGCGAUGAACUUACAGGCAACGCGGCGUGCGAUGAACUUACAGGCAACGCGGCGUGCGAUGAACUUACAGGCAACGCGGCGUGCGAUGAACUUACAGGCAACGCGGCGUGCGAUGAACUUACAGGCAACGCGGCGUGCGAUGAACUUACAGGCAACGCGGCGUGCGAUGAACUUACAGGCAACGCGGCGUGCGAUGAACUUACAGGCAACGCGGCGUGCGAUGAACUUACAGGCAACGCGGCGUGCGAUGAACUUACAGGCAACGCGGCGUGCGAUGAACUUACAGGCAACGCGGCGUGCGAUGAACUUACAGGCAACGCGGCGUGCGAUGAACUUACAGGCAACGCGGCGUGCGAUGAACUUACAGGCAACGCGGCGUGCGAUGAACUUACAGGCAACGCGGCGUGCGAUGAACUUACAGGCAACGCGGCGUGCGAUGAACUUACAGGCAACGCGGCGUGCGAUGAACUUACAGGCAACGCGGCGUGCGAUGAACUUACAGGCAACGCGGCGUGCGAUGAACUUACAGGCAACGCGGCGUGCGAUGAACUUACAGGCAACGCGGCGUGCGAUGAACUUACAGGCAACGCGGCGUGCGAUGAACUUACAGGCAACGCGGCGUGCGAUGAACUUACAGGCAACGCGGCGUGCGAUGAACUUACAGGCAACGCGGCGUGCGAUGAACUUACAGGCAACGCGGCGUGCGAUGAACUUACAGGCAACGCGGCGUGCGAUGAACUUACAGGCAACGCGGCGUGCGAUGAACAUACAGGCAACGCGGCGUGCGAUGAACAUACAGGCAACGCGGCGUGCGAUGAACAUACAGGCAACGCGGCGUGCGAUGAACUUACAGGCAACGCGGCGUGCGAUGAACUUACAGGCAACGCGGCGUGCGAUGAACUUACAGGCAACGCGGCGUGCGAUGAACUUACAGGCAACGCGGCGUGCGAUGAACUUACAGGCAACGCGGCGUGCGAAGAACUUACAGGCAACGCGGCGUGCGAUGAACUUACAGGCAACGCGGCGGCGUGCGAUGAACUUACAGGCAACGCGGCGUGCGAUGAACUUACAGGCAACGCGGCGUGCGAUGAACUUACAGGCAACGCGGCGUGCGAUGAACUUACAGGCAACGCGGCGUGCGAUGAACUUACAGGCAACGCGGCGUGCGAUGAACUUACAGGCAACGCGGCGUGCGAUGAACUUACAGGCAACGCGGCGUGCGAUGAACUUACAGGCAACGCGGCGUGCGAUGAACUUACAGGCAACGCGGCGUGCGAUGAACUUACAGGCAACGCGGCGUGCGAUGAACUUACAGGCAACGCGGCGUGCGAUGAACUUACAGGCAACGCGGCGUGCGAUGAACUUACAGGCAACGCGGCGUGCGAUGAACUUACAGGCAACGCGGCGUGCGAUGAACUUACAGGCAACGCGGCGUGCGAUGAACUUACAGGCAACGCGGCGUGCGAUGAACUUACAGGCAACGCGGCGUGCGAUGAACUUACAGGCAACGCGGCGUGCGAUGAACUUACAGGCAACGCGGCGUGCGAUGAACUUACAGGCAACGCGGCGUGCGAUGAACUUACAGGCAACGCGGCGUGCGAUGAACUUACAGGCAACGCGGCGUGCGAUGAACUUACAGGCAACGCGGCGUGCGAUGAACUUACAGGCAACGCGGCGUGCGAUGAACUUACAGGCAACGCGGCGUGCGAUGAACUUACAGGCAACGCGGCGUGCGAUGAACUUACAGGCAACGCGGCGUGCGAUGAACUUACAGGCAACGCGGCGUGCGAUGAACUUACAGGCAACGCGGCGUGCGAUGAACUUACAGGCAACGCGGCGUGCGAUGAACUUACAGGCAACGCGGCGUGCGAUGAACUUACAGGCAACGCGGCGUGCGAUGAACUUACAGGCAACGCGGCGUGCGAUGAACUUACAGGCAACGCGGCGUGCGAUGAACUUACAGGCAACGCGGCGUGCGAUGAACUUACAGGCAACGCGGCGUGCGAUGAACUUACAGGCAACGCGGCGUGCGAUGAACUUACAGGCAACGCGGCGUGCGAUGAACUUACAGGCAACGCGGCGUGCGAUGAACUUACAGGCAACGCGGCGUGCGAUGAACUUACAGGCAACGCGGCGUGCGAUGAAAUUACAGGCAACGCGGCGUGCGAUGAACUUACAGGCAACGCGGCGUGCGAUGAACUUACAGGCAACGCGGCGUGCGAUGAACUUACAGGCAACGCGGCGUGCGAUGAACUUACAGGCAACGCGGCGUGCGAUGAACUUACAGGCAACGCGGCGUGCGAUGAACUUACAGGCAACGCGGCGUGCGAUGAACUUACAGGCAACGCGGCGUGCGAUGAACUUACAGGCAACGCGGCGUGCGAUGAACUUACAGCAACGCGGCGUGCAGGCAACGCGGCGUGCGAUGAACUUACAGGCAACGCGGCGUGCGAUGAACUUACAGGCAACGCGGCGUGCGAUGAACUUACAGGCAACGCGGCGUGCGAUGACCUUACAGGCAACGCGGCGUGCGAUGAACUUACAGGCAACGCGGCGUGCGAUGAACUUACAGGCAACGCGGCGUGCGAUGAACUUACAGGCAACGCGGCGUGCGAUGAACUUACAGGCAACGCGGCGUGCGAUGAACUUACAGGCAACGCGGCGUGCGAUGAACUUACAGGCAACGCGGCGUGCGAUGAACUUACAGGCAACGCGGCGUGCGAUGAACUUACAGGCAACGCGGCGUGCGAUGAACUUACAGUCAACGCGGCGUGCGAUGAACUUACAGGCAACGCGGCGUGCGAUGAACUUACAGGCAACGCGGCGUGCGAUGAACUUACAGGCAACGCGGCGUGCGAUGAACUUACAGGCAACGCGGCGUGCGAUGAACUUACGGGCAACGCGGCGUGCGAUGAACUUACAGGCAACGCGGCGUGCGAUGAACUUACAGGCAACGCGGCGUGCGAUGAACUUACAGGCAACGCGGCGUGCGAUGAACUUACAGGCAACGCGGCGUGCGAUGAACUUACAGGCAACGCGGCGUGCGAUGAACUUACAGGCAACGCGGCGUGCGAUGAACUUACAGGCAACGCGGCAACGCGGCGUGCGAUGAACUUACAGGCAACGCGGCAACGCGGCGUGCGAUGA
Symbiodinium natans is the source of this 3378-nucleotide messenger RNA. Lineage: Eukaryota; Dinophyceae; Suessiales; Symbiodiniaceae. The record is from the annotation of a GenBank genome assembly.